This is a messenger RNA of Porites evermanni, 313 nucleotides long. Lineage: Eukaryota; Metazoa; Cnidaria; Anthozoa; Scleractinia; Poritidae. The record is from the annotation of a GenBank genome assembly.
CCCCCAAGCAAUAUUGCUCCCAAACAAGGACUUAUUGCUCCAAAUUGUUUGGAGGUUGUUUACGUCUGGCCUUACAUUGUUCACUCGCGUCAUAUUACAAAGGCCCACGUUCUAAUCGUCUCGAAACCUACAGGUAGUAACUAAAUUAAAAAAAGAGAAGAAAUCGUAGCAGUAUACUAGGAAUUGUUUUCUACCAUUACUCUCACACUCACUGUCUGUUACAGCCUUAAGCUUUUGAAUGCGGCUAUAAAAUAACCUUAGUUUCUCCUUUUUCGGUUUUCUCCGAAAUGUCUAAAAUGCCUGGACCUGAAUA